UGGUGGGGACAGAGAAUGCUGAGCAGCCUUGUGGGAGCCAGUUGUGUCCAGGACACAGAAAGGGAGGUGGUCAGUGAGAAGUCAGUGUGCGGCUUAGAUUCUAAAGUGAGCCAGGUCCACACCGUGUGAACCAGGGGCUGGGCAGGAACCAGAGGGCCGCACAGCCUUGCUGCAGGCCUGUGAAGAGUCUCGGUCUCCAGCCUACCGUCACGCUGCAUUUAUUCAUUCAACACGUGUUUACUGAGCAGCCGCCGGGUGUCAAGUACUGGGCAUCCUGUAGCCCCUGCCCUCGGGAAGCUUACGCUCGAGGGGACCAGGUCCCAAGCUUUGCCACCUAACCUGAAAUCCCCGUCAGCCUCAGGGGUGGUGGCAGGGCCUGUGGCGUCCCGGGGCCAGGCUGUUCUAAGCUGCGGGGAGCGGCGUAGGGAAGGCCCUCAGAGCAGGCUCUGCUCAGUGGCCUGCUCUGGGCCCUUUAGCCGGCAGGACCUUCCUGGGAUUACUGAGGUACAGGAGGGAGAGAUGGGGCAGUGGUGGGAGCGGGAGGAGGGGACGAGGCUGAGUGGGAGCGGUGGGGACUCUGGGUGGUGAGGGUUCGGUGACUGUGACCUCUGCUCAGGGCCUCCUGUGUGCCAGUCCCUAGGCACACACGUGUGUACCUUGCCUCACAGGUGAGGAAACCGAGGCCCACAGAGAUGAAGUGAUGUGUCUGCCUAGCAAGAGGCGAGGUCAGGGUCUGAACUGAGACCUGUGCCCGUAACCAGUGAUGGCAGAACACGGUGUGGUGUGGCCCCUGCUGUCCAUAGCGUCAGUAAGACCAAACAACCAACCUCAGCAUGGAGGUUUCCAGCCUAGCCCCGGCGCUGGUGCUGACGCGGAGCCCCGGAAUGGGCGCCCUUUGUGAGCUGGCCCUGGGAGUUGGCAGCAGGUUCCGUCCUUCUGCUGGGGGAGGGGCAGGCAGAAGCCUGGAGCAGGGACCCAAGUGGAAGAUGGUUCUCGCCAUGCGGGGGGCUCUGUCCCCCAGGGCCGCGCUGAGCCUCCUCCUCCUCCUCAACCUCAUCCUGGCGGCUGCGCUCCUCCGCCCCCAGCCGCUAAGGCCUCAGCGACCUGUUCCUGAGGAAUUUUCAGCCCCCCUGGAACUCUCGGAGCCACUUUCUGGCCUGGUGGACGGUAGUAUCUCCUCCUUCCCCUACCCCUUCCCCUCCUCUGCCCCCAGCCCUACCUGGUGGGGGAGAGAUGCCCUAGGAGAGGGCACCCAGGUCCAGCCUGAGGGCCUUCUCCCAAAUGGCAUCUGCCUGGGGACGUCUUCAGCGGACGCAAAACAGAUUCUCCCUCCCACUCAUACCCUCUUCUCUCUCCUUAGACUACGGGGUGCGCCCCAAGCACCCAUGGCCACGAGGGCCUCGACCCCUUCUCUCCCGGGCCCAGCAGCGCAAGCGGGACGGGCCAGACAUGGCUGAGUAUUACUACGAUGCACGGCUGUGAUGGGAA
Molecule: messenger RNA, 1488 nt
Organism: Balaenoptera musculus (blue whale)
Lineage: Eukaryota; Metazoa; Chordata; Mammalia; Artiodactyla; Balaenopteridae
Gene: FREY1
Product: chromosome 8 C11orf94 homolog
Exons: 2
Coding region: 834-1457 (207 amino acids)
Source: RefSeq, a predicted model, not a curated record